Molecule: messenger RNA, 1265 nt
Organism: Drosophila simulans
Lineage: Eukaryota; Metazoa; Arthropoda; Insecta; Diptera; Drosophilidae
Product: epimerase family protein SDR39U1
Exons: 4
Coding region: 22-1032 (336 amino acids)
Source: RefSeq, a predicted model, not a curated record
GUGGCAGCACACAGUCUUAACAUGGAGAUCUGGCAUCCUCCGCACAUCAGCUGUAAUUUGUUUACAUUACGUUCUGCUAAGUGUCGUAAUUCGGGAAAAGUCGCCAAUUUGGAGCAACCUCUUACGAUUAUACCAAAAAUGUCGAGGCAUGCUCUGAUAGGUGGUGGCACGGGCUUCAUUGGUCGCAACCUGGCAAACCAUUUGACCAAAAAGGGUUACGAUGUGACGGUGAUCUCCCGCAUGCCAGGUGCGAAGCGCAUCACCUGGCACGAGCUUGAGAAGAAUGGUAUUCCCGGAUCCGUAAACGCCGUGGUAAAUGCCACGGGCCAGAACACAUUGGAUCCAACGAGACGCUGGACUCCAGGAUUCCAGCAGAAUGUGUGGAACUCGCGAAUCAACUCCUCAAAAACUCUGGCUCAGGCUAUUAAGUCGGCUCCCCAGGUCACCUCUUUCGUGAAUCUAUGCGGCGUGAGUCACUAUCAACCCUCGGAGUCCAAGGUUUACACCGAGGAGGACCAGGUGCAAGGAUUCGACUACAUGUCCAGGUUGUGCUUGGCCUGGGAGGAGGCUGCCCACACUGGUAGUGAGCAGGAUUGUAAAACCACCAUCCUGCGGUGUGGUGCUGUUGUGGGUCAUGGCGGUGGCAUGAUUCAGUCCAUGUGGCUACCGUUUAAGCUUGGCGUGGGAGGUCCAUUGGGCAAUGGAAAGCAAAUAAUGCCCUGGAUACACCUGCACGAUCUGUGCAGCUUGAUACAGUACAUCAUAGAAAAACCAGUGCCAGGAGUGGUCAACGCGGUGGCCCCAGAAAUAACCAGCAAUUUGGAGUUUAGCAAAGCCUUUGCCAAAGCACUUCAUCGCCCGUGUAUCUUCGCCGUUCCUGAGUUUGUUGUCCAUGCCAUCUUUGGACCAGAGCGGGCAGCUCUGGUUUUAAGUGGCGCCAAAGUCAAGCCACAGAAAGCGCUCUCAUCCGGAUUUAAAUUUCAAUAUCCCAGCGUCAAGGAGGCUGUGACGCAGCUGACCCUCAAAGGAUGAACUGAAUCGACACCGAAUGCUGGUUAUACGUAUGCUUUGUUCAAAAGCGGUCUGUAUAUUAAAUAGAUGGUAGUACCAAGCGCAAAUUAAAACGAAUUUCUGCGAUAGGGGGGAUUUGUGAAUCACGCCCUCCGAAAAUAGACCCACUUAAUUUGUUUACUCAUUAGUCUUGUCCACCAGUAUUUCAUCAUUAUUUUGGUACCACAUUAAAUGUAAUCGUUGACUUAAUUCGA